Messenger RNA from Drosophila serrata, 3130 nucleotides. It is a transcript of the gene maca, whose product is annotated as RNA-binding protein maca. Gene Ontology annotation, molecular function: RNA binding. Gene Ontology annotation, cellular component: ribonucleoprotein complex. The record is from RefSeq and is a predicted model, not a curated record. Lineage: Eukaryota; Metazoa; Arthropoda; Insecta; Diptera; Drosophilidae.
UUGCAAAAGCUUUGUUCGGAAAUUCUUUCUUAUCUCGUUCUCCUAACAUCGAUAUCGUGCACCAACACCAUGCAGUAUCCGAAAGUCUUCAACAGCACCAACACAUCCUGGUUGGUUCCAGAAGCCCAAACUGAGGAAAAGGUCGAUGAGGCGAUGGAGUCCGUGCCCGACGUUGACAUUUCUAACCUUCUUAUUAAUUAUCUCCCUAUUGAUAUGACGGAAGACGAGUUGUUCGAUAUUUUUUCCAAGGCAGGGAAAAUCGUAAAGCGUAAGAUUGUCCGGGAAAAGCAUUUAAAAAAAAGCCUCGGAUACGGAUUCGUGGAGUUUGAAAGCGCAAGCGCCGCAAGGAUCGCCCAGGCGAAGUUCAAUGGAUACGAGAUCCGAGGCAAAUCCCUUAAAGUGACCUUUGCCAAGCCCCGGACCGAGGACACCCUUAACACUAACUUGUUUGUGACGUUUCUGCCACCCGAUGUGGAUGAGAGCAAGCUGGCCACGCUGUUCGGAUGCUAUGGAACCAUCACCGAGGUGAAGGUCUUACGUUGCAAGCAGUCUGGGAGGUCGCGCUGUUCAGGAUUUGUGCGCUUCGAUCAGCGCCUAGCUGCUGAGAUGGCCCUGAAAGCCUUGGACAAUUAUCUCUUUAAAGACGCUGUGCAGUCCAUUUCGGUCAAGUAUUCAACGAAACAAACUAGGCAUGAGAGGACCUCUUCCAAUCCCAACAAGGGGUCCCCUGUCCUCACCAAUCGCCAUAUAGACCCAGAAGCCCAGAAGGCUUCCAAGAGCAAUCGGGACCCAUCGCUCUUUCCCCAUCCCAUCAAUCGCCCGAUGGAUCCAAUCGGUCAGCGCAGUGAAGCUGCAUAUCGAUCUCCGCUGCCAGACAACCGUUACAUGGAGCCAAAAUUGCAGCAGCGCCAGAUGGAUUCAAAAAUCCAGCAACGCUACAUGGGGGCGGAGAUUGAGGAGCGCCAUAUGAAUCCAAGGAUCCAGCAGCCCAACAUGGAUGCAGGAAACCUGCAGGAAGUCCACCGUGGUCAAGUGUCAAGUGUUUAUCCCGGGUUGAUCAAUCGCCCGAUGGAGCCAGAAAUCGAGCAAACCGCCAUGCGCAGUAAGGAGGCAUAUCUAUUCCCAAUUUCGGACCAGAGAUACAUGGAGCCAAGGAUUCAGCAGCGCCAGAUGGAUGCAGAGAUUCAGCAGCGUCACAUGGAGGCAGAGGCUCAGCAGCAGCAGAUGAAUCCAGAGAUUCAGCAGCGCCCGAUGGAUCCAAAGAUCCACCAGCGCCAGAUAAACCCUGAUAUUCAGCAGCGCAACAUCGAUGCAGAGAUCCAGCAGCGCCACGUGGAUCCAAAGAUCCACCAGCGCCACAUGGAGGCAGAGAUGCAGCAGGCCGUCAACCGUGGUCAAGUGUCAAAUCUGUAUCCGGGGUCCAUCAAUCGCCCGAUAGAGCCAGAGAUCCAGCAAACCGCCAAGCGCAGUGAAGCUGCAUAUCGAUCUCCGCUGCCAGACAACCGUUACAUGGAGCCAAAAUUGCAGCAGCGCCAGAUGGAUUCUAAAAUCCAGCAACGCUACAUGGGGGCGGAGAUUGAGGAGCGCCAUAUGAAUCCAAGGAUCCAGCAGCCCAACAUGGAUGCAGGAAACCAGCAGGCCGUCCACCGUGGUCAAGUGUCAAGUGUUUAUCCCGGGUUGAUCAAUCGCCCGAUGGAGCCAGAAAUCGAGCAAACCGCCAUGCGCAGUAAGGAGGCAUAUCUAUUCCCAAUUUCGGACCAGAGAUACAUGGAGCCAAGGAUUCAGCAGCGCCAGAUGGAUGCAGAGAUUCAGCAGCGUCACAUGGAGGCAGAGGCUCAGCAGCAGCAGAUGAAUCCAGAGAUUCAGCAGCGCCCGAUGGAUCCAAAGAUCCACCAGCGCCAGAUAAACCCUGAUAUUCAGCAGCGCAACAUCGAUGCAGAGAUCCAGCAGCGCCACGUGGAUCCAAAGAUCCACCAGCGCCACAUGGAGGCAGAGAUGCAGCAGGCCGUCAACCGUGGUCAAGUGUCAAAUCUGUAUCCGGGGUCCAUCAAUCGCCCGAUAGAGCCAGAGAUCCAGCAAACCGCCAAGCGCAAUGAAGAUGCAUUUCUUUUUCCGAUGCCGGAUAAGAGUUACAUGGAGCCAAAGGUCCAGAAGCGCCAGAUGGAUCCAGAGACUCAGCAGCGCCAGAUGGAUCCAAAGCAGCGCCGCAUGGAUGCAGAGUUUCAGCAGCGUCGCAGUGAUCCAAAGAUCCACCAGCGCCAGAUAAACCCUGAUAUUCAGCAGCGCAACAUCGAUGCAGAGAUCCAGCAGCGCCACGUGGAUCCAAAGAUCCACCAGCGCCACAUGGAGGCAGAGAUGCAGCAGGCCGUCAACCGUGGUCAAGUGUCAAAUCUGUAUCCGGGGUCCAUCAAUCGCCCGAUAGAGCCAGAGGUCCAGCAAACCGCCAAGCGCAAUGAAGAUGCAUUUCUUUUUCCGAUGCCGGAUAAGAGUUACAUGGAGCCAAAGGUCCAGAAGCGCCAGAUGGAUCCAGAGACUCAGCAGCGCCAGAUGGAUCCAAAGCAGCGCCGCAUGGAUGCAGAGUUUCAGCAGCGUCGCAGUGAUCCAAAGAUACAGCAGAGCCGCAUGGAGGCAGAGAGUCAGCAGCGCCAGUUGGAUCCAAAGAUCCAGCAGCGUCGCAAGGACACAAAGAUCCAGAAGCGCCGCAUGGAUACAGAGAUUCAGCAGCGCUCAAUGGAUCCAAAGAUCCAGAAGCGCCCGAUGGAUCCAAAGAUCCAGAAGAGCCGGAUGAAGGCAGACACUCAGCAGCGUCAGAUGGAUCCAAAGAUCCAACAGCGCCGCAUGGAUGGAGAGACUCAGCAGGCCGCCAAACGUGACCAAGCGGACGCAGAGAUCGAGCAAAUUGCUUGCGGAUAUGUUGAUCCAUUUGAGGAAGAAGACGUUUGAAUGCACGUUGUUUACACACUCUUGAUAAGCUUUGCAUACAAGCACAUUUUAAAUAUUGAAUAUUCUAUCACCUAAUUCAACUGAAUUUCCUUUCCUUUCAUUUAAAGAUCUGCCAUUCAAGGUGUGAAUAUUGUGUUAAUACCGAAUAAAGACAUGGACACAGCUUCCUUUAGGAAGUCCACACCAA